This is a messenger RNA of Macrosiphum euphorbiae (potato aphid), 456 nucleotides long. Lineage: Eukaryota; Metazoa; Arthropoda; Insecta; Hemiptera; Aphididae. The record is from the annotation of a GenBank genome assembly.
AUGGAUUGGCAGAUUACCUUCAAAGGUCUCGGUUUCUUCGCAUUACUAUUGCCUAGGCGUAUUAGCUUAAGAUUGGUUGGUACAGGUAUAGUUAUUUGUUCAAGAAGAUUGCUAAGUGUACGUAGAUCAUCAUUAACUCUUAAAGCAGCGGUGUUGGCAGCGGACUCAGGCACUCCAUAUGCAAUUGCAUUAAAUACAAUUUUGCUUCGUUCAGUAGAUUCACGAAAAAUCACUGAAGACGAAUCGAUAGAGGGGACCGGACGUGAUUCCAAAACAUCAAUUCUUGAACGAAGAACACCAAUUUCAGCCCGGAAAGAAGCAUUAUCAGUAACCAGAUCUGCUACUUGGGAAGUGAGUGUCGAAAUGCUACUUUUAAGUUCACUAAACUGCGACGAUUGCGAAGUAGAGAGCGAUUCGAUUGCCUUCAAAAUGUCAGUGGUAGAAGGAGGUUUCUGA